AUGACCAAGGUCAAUAUCCUCCUCUCACUGUUCAACCUCAUCCCCUCCAUUCUGGCAAUAUGCUCGACUCAGUCCCCCUUCUACCCACCUCCAUCUUAUAACCGUCCGUCCCCUGAGGUAUGGGAAGCCCUCGGCUUAGUAGAAGCCUCGCUGUCAACCUUAGUCGACAACUACAACCUCAGUACAUCAUCCUAUUCAAUUGAAAUCACCUCAUCACAGGCGACCUUAUGGUCGACGUUCCAUACCGCAGAGGAUAAAAAUCUCACACGACCUGGAGCCGACAGAGUAGAUGAGACAAGUCGCUAUCGCAUCGCAAGUAUCUCCAAGGUUUUCACCGUGCUGGGGAUACUACAACAGCAUGCCGCUGGAAACCUCUCUCUCGAGGACACAGUGCAUAAAUAUAUCCCUCAACUUCACGGCUCGCAUCACGACGGAACCAGAAGUACUAGUAGUAUCCAGUGGGACAAAAUAACACUCCGAUCCCUGGCAAGCCAACUCUCUGGCCUCCCCCGCGACUGGACGGGCCCUGGCAGCGUCGACACAAGUACAAAAUGCGACCCUCCCCGCGACGAUAGGCCCUGUACCACACAGGACUUACUCGACAAUCUAAUAAGGAGGGCUGCCUUGUUUGCGCCAAACACAAAGUCGACGUACUCAAACCUUGCGUUCGACCUCCUUGGGCUCGUGUUAGCGAACGUCACUGGCAUCACAUACGAGGAAUACAUAAAGACCGCAAUCCUCCAACCCCUGGGAAUGUCUCAGACAUCAUUUGCCAAACCACCGGACAGUGUGGCCGUUCUCCCCAAGGGGAACGCAUGGUACUUCGACGCCAACGAGGGCGUGGAGAAUCCCACAGGCGGAUUAUACUCUUCUUCGCACKACAUGUCCGUUUUUCUCCGCUACGUCCUCGCCACGUACAAAGACAUCGCGGAUGCCAAGCUGAAUUGGCUUCUACCCGCGUCCUUCAGCGCGGAAAUGGGAAGUUUCUACGGCAUGCCGUGGGAGAUUUUCCGCACAGACAAAAUUCUUCUCCCAGACGCUAAGGGACGGGCAAGGACAGUAACUCUCUUUACCAAAAGCGGCGGCCUCCCGGGGUACAGAACUCUCAUCCUCCUGGUGCCGGAAUACGAUUUGGGUAUCACGAUUCUCACCGCCGGAGACGAGACAUUCCUAGAAGCAGUAGUGGACAUGGUCAUCGUUCCACUGAUUCGUGCGGCUGAUGAGCUUGCUGCACGGCAGGUUCAGGAAACAUAUGUGGGGAGAUAUAUCUCUCCUUCUACCAAGGAGCAUACGGUCAACUACACGUUGACACUAACUCAUACGUCAACCCAUGGCGUCGAGAUCAACGAGUGGAUUUCAAAUUCCACAGAUGUGUUGAGCAUCAUAUCCAAGGACUUUCAGUCCCCCAAGAACAGAGGAUUCCACGCUCAGUUGAUUCCCUCCGGUCUCUACAGAGAUGAGAAGCAACUAGGAGAGAUAUGGAGGAUCGCAACUGUGAUGGAUAGGGAGGCGCCCCCGAUAUCAGUGCUAGGGAGAUGGAGAGAACACGGGAAUAAUACUGGCUCGUGGCCGGGUUUCGCAUCCGUUUCGGAUGAAUUCUGUAUCGGCGAUGUAGAAAAUGCAAUGUAUGCGGGAACACCCUUGAGCGAGGUUGUCUUUUGGGACAGGGACGAGAAGACUGGCAGGUUUGGAAAGGUGGAAUUGACGGCCUUUAGGAUGAAUCUGACUCGCGUGGAUCAGAAUGAAGGGGGCACGCUAGAUGACAGGAUUCUGAUGAAGCAGGAGCUCUGA
Aspergillus pseudoviridinutans is the source of this 1791-nucleotide messenger RNA. RefSeq names its product serine hydrolase domain-containing protein. The coding region runs from base 1 to 1791 and encodes 596 amino acids. Lineage: Eukaryota; Fungi; Ascomycota; Eurotiomycetes; Eurotiales; Aspergillaceae. The transcript has a single exon. The record is from RefSeq and is a predicted model, not a curated record.